AUGUCCUCCAUUCAGGCGUGUUGCAUCUGUUCCUCGGUGCUACAUACGAUAGAUGCGAAGACCGAGAAGCCUGUCAUCGCUGCCCGCCACCUCUCCUGCUGCUCGCGACCCAUCUGCCAACGAUGCAUCGCCAAGAAUCCUCGUUACAACUCGUAUUGCCCGUAUUGUCAGAUCUCCACAGAUCCGCAAUCAACACUGCCUCAUGGUCUACGUGACCCUCCGCCGUACAGCGAUGGUCAAGAUUCUACACUAUCAUUAUCUGAGAAAGACCACGAUGCACCGCCUGCUUACUCCACUCACGAGUCCUCGCAACCUCCGCCAGAAAAGACGCUCGAGAAUGCUCCAGACGUCCUGCAUUUCUUGACUCCUGCCGACACGGCUCUCUCCCUGUCACUUGCCUAUGGUGUGCCCCUUCACGCUCUGAGGAAGGCCAACAACGUCUUUGCAGAUCAUCUCAUCCAGGGGCGAAGGACGGUCGUUGUUCCCGGAGAGUACUACAAGGGAGGUGUGAGCCUCAGUCCCAGACCAAUCGAGGGCGAGGAAGAGGAAUUACGCAAGUCAAAACUACGUCGCUUCAUGGUUACCUGCAAAGUCUCAGAGUACGAUGUCGCGCAACUAUAUCUUGAGCAGCACGAUUAUGACCUGGAUGGUGCCGUCGAAGCCUACCAAGACGACGAGAAAUGGGAGAAAGAACAUCCACUACAGGACAACGGUAAAGGUAAGAUGAAUGCGCGUACUGUGGGCAAGAGGCGUUAUGUUGGAUCAGCGUAA
Aureobasidium namibiae CBS 147.97 is the source of this 771-nucleotide messenger RNA. RefSeq lists its product as uncharacterized. The record is from RefSeq and is a predicted model, not a curated record. NCBI's taxonomy places the organism in Eukaryota, Fungi, Ascomycota, Dothideomycetes, Dothideales, Saccotheciaceae. Bases 1 to 771 code for a protein of 256 amino acids. The transcript is spliced from 2 exons.